ACCGCGUUUAUACAAAAGUGGUGAAAGAUCCUAGUGUGAUGAAAGCGAUAAGCGCCAAAUAAAGUUGUGUAAAAGAAUAAAAAAAAAUUUAGAAAAUUUAAGGUCAAAAAAACAAAAAUUAAAAAUACUCAAAUCUGCACAUGUUACUAUAUAUCGUAACAGUAAAAAACAAUUAAAGAAUUACAUAUUAACGGUAUUUUAAGUGCGUUGACUUGAAGCGCUCGUUGAUUACAAAAUUUUGCCGCGUCGUGAGUACAAGAUGUUCGCAUUACUGCUACUGUUGAUUCCCCUGGUGUCAUCGGUGAAUUCGCAGAAUGACACCGAAUCACGUCUGGCGGCUUCCCUCAAGAGCAGCGACACCGCAGCCGGCGCCGAGAGUAAAUGCGGCGACACUCAACGCAUGGUCGACGAGUGCUUUAAGGAUCUGCCGCCACAUUUAAUGGAAUUUCUGCAGACCACAAAGAUUGCCAACAACGAACGCGAAAUCGCAUCCAAGUGCCUUGUUUUUAACAAGGGCAUGAGAUGCUUCGACGACUACACGGCUCACUGUUUAACCAACAAAACACUCAAUCUCUUCAAGAAUAAUGUGGAAGGAGCACGCAGAUUUUUCAAUCGCUUCUGCAGUGAUCGGGAAUUUCAAAAGGAUUAUUUACAGCACAAGGACUGCUUCGGCUAUAUACAGGACGACUGGAUGCGUUGCACGCGCAAUUUUCAGGAAAUACUCACCGAGGAGCUGCAUGGCGAGCAAACGAAUGUCACCAAUAAAUUUAUGGAAUUUUGCUGUGCACGCUACGCCUACGAAAAUUGCAUCUACAACAGCGCACGCUACAAAUGCUACAAGAAUUCGGCCAAAUUUGCACGUGACACAGCCAAAAUGCUCUCGGACGAAAAACACUUCACCAAUUGUCGCGAAUAUGAGAAUGUACUGUGCAGCGUGGGCCACCCGAGAUCCCUCUACGGCGGCGGCACCAACGCCCUAUUUGGCUGGACCCAGCUGCUGUUGGUCUGGCUACCUGCUGUGCUGCUGACAAGAGCGAGCGUCGGCCGACGACGAGCGUAAAUAAAUCAAUGACAAGCUGAUUUUUAGCCUUCAGUACACAUUCAUACAUAUAUGCGUGUACAUGUGUGUGCCUAGUCAUAUGUGUGUGUUGUGUAGUUGGGUGUGUGGCAAGAAUGUGUCGUGUGUGUAGAACAAUAAUUGGCCAUUGCUCGUGUGCAUUUACCGCGACCUCGCAGCAGCGGAGCGCUUAUUGACCAUCACAGCGUGUGUGUGUGUGCACGCAUGUAUGUAUGUGUGUACGUGUAGGGGUGUAUGUGCGCUGGCAAAGGCAUUUUAAAUGGGUCAGCGCAAGUACAUGGCAUCAAAGAGCUUAUAUGUAUGUACUCCGUAAUUGUCAAUUUAUUUAGCGAGUAAAGUGAAAAUGUUGUGCGAGGAUACACUCAAGUAGCUGUUGUUUCGAUGUGUCACUCUGUGUGUGUGUAGGCUAAACUAUUGUCCAUGUUGUCGUUCUAAGAAUAUUAAGCGCAACGAUAUCUCUCCAAAUAAAAACUAAUGUUGACUAUUAAACAAGGUUUGAAAGCGCUAUUAACUAAGAUCUCUGUUAAAUAAAUAUAUUUGUAAGAAUAACUGUAAUUUAGAUGUGAAUUAGAAUAAAAAAUAUAAGAAAUAACUAAAAA
Bactrocera tryoni is the source of this 1677-nucleotide messenger RNA. RefSeq lists its product as uncharacterized. NCBI's taxonomy places the organism in Eukaryota, Metazoa, Arthropoda, Insecta, Diptera, Tephritidae. The transcript is spliced from 4 exons. The record is from RefSeq and is a predicted model, not a curated record. The coding region runs from base 260 to 1060 and encodes 266 amino acids.